Molecule: messenger RNA, 1889 nt
Organism: Struthio camelus australis
Lineage: Eukaryota; Metazoa; Chordata; Aves; Struthioniformes; Struthionidae
Source: RefSeq, a predicted model, not a curated record
GUCUUUCUAAGCAAGCAUGCCUUUGCGUAUAGCAUCUUCCAACCCAAGCCCAUGUGUUUCUUUCCUUCAGGGUCGUUCCGUGACUUUCCAAAAUGCUAGAGAUAAGAACUGGAAUGGAAGCAGAAGAAAUUGUACAACCAAUGAUAACCCAUGUUAUUCUUUCCAUCCUAUCUCAGGAAAACACAAUGAAAAUUUUCUUUUAUUUGUCUUUUGAGAUACCCCUAUCAAAUCAAAAGAAGUUGGUUGGUAGUGAACUUCACUCCUGUGGGUUUGGGUUACUCUUAUCAAGUCAUUUUCAUGAACUUCUUUGUUCAAGGAGUAGCUUGAAAAUUGAACAGCAUUUGUAUUUGUAUUUGACCUGAAGUUUUCUUGAUAGUCCUUAGCACUGUAGGGUAAACAUUUCAUGUAAAUGUUAUGGAUGCGUUGAUAAACUUCAGGCAUGUGAGUGUGCAGUGAUGCAGGGAGAUGAAGACCAUCUUUGGGUAUAUAAGGAGGAGUUGUAGAGCUCUGGCAUCAGCGUGGGAUCCAGGACGAAGCAGGGUGACUGGAGGUCUCUUUGGAAACUGCCAGCAAGAGAUCAUCAUGAAGUGGCUGAUCCUCACCCUGGCCUGCCUCCACCUCUCUGAGGGGUUGUUGAGAAUUCCUUUGAAGAAAGGCAAGUCCAUAAGGGAAACAAUGAAGGAGAAGGGUGUGCUCCACAAAUACCUGGAGAAACGCCGCCACUAUGACCCUGCCUACAAAUUCUUCAAUAACUUUGCUACUGCCUAUGAGCCCCUGUCUAACAACAUGGAUAUGUCCUACUAUGGGCAGAUCAGCAUCGGGACACCCCCCCAGGACUUCUUGGUGCUCUUCGACACUGGCUCCUCCAACCUGUGGGUGCCAUCGACAUACUGCCAGAGUGAGGCCUGCACCAACCACAAUGUAUUCAACCCUAGCGAGUCUUCCACGUUUUCAACUCAGGAUCAGUACUUCUCCAUACAGUAUGGAACUGGCAGCCUCGCUGGGAUUUUGGGCUACGACACUGUUACGAUCCAGAGCCUUUCCGUCGCAAACCAGGAGUUUGGCCUGAGUGAGACUGAGCCUGGCACCAGCUUUGUGUAUGCUCCAUUUGACGGCAUCCUGGGUCUGGCCUACCCUUCCAUUUCUGCUGGGGGUGCCAACACUGUGAUGCAGGGCUUGCUGCAGGAAAACCUGCUGGAUGCCCCCAUCUUCAGCUUCUACCUGAGUGGGCAGGAGGGCAGCCAAGGGGGUGAGCUUGUCUUCGGAGGUGUUGACUCCAGCCUGUACACAGGCCAAAUCACCUGGACUCCCGUCACUGAGACUACCUACUGGCAGAUCGGGAUUGAAGGUUUCGCUAUUGGUGGACAGACCAGCAGCUGGUGUAGCCAGGGCUGCCAGGGAAUUGUCGAUACAGGAACCUCCCUCCUCACUGCUCCUCAGCAGAUCUUUUCUGAGCUGAUGCAGUACAUUGGAGCUCAAGCUGAUGGCAAUGGCCAGUACGUGGCUAGCUGCAGCAACAUCGAGAGCAUGCCCACCCUCACGUUCAUCAUCAGCGGCGCCAGCUUCCCCUUGCCUCCCUCCGCCUACAUGCUCCAGAGCAACAGCGGCUACUGUGCCGUUGGGAUUGAAUCUACCUACCUGGCGUCCCAGAACGGGCAGCCCCUGUGGAUUCUUGGGGACGUCUUCCUGAGGUCUUACUACUCGAUCUAUGACCUGGGCAACAACCAAGUGGGCUUUGCUGCUGCUGCAUAAGCAGAACCAGCUCCCAUGCUGACCAUGUUGCUGCUUCCCCUUGCCCAACGCUGCAGCUCCUUGUGCCUCUGUGUGUCAAAGCAUCUGGUGGAGUCUCUUCCCCUCAUCCAUGUCUGCAAAGUUAGCAGCCUCUCUCC